AUGGGAAGCUUCGUGUUCAAAUGGCCCCAUCCAGAGGCCAACGAUGUCCACGUUACGGGCACCUUCGAUGACUGGGGAAAGAGCGUCAAACUGGACAAGGUCGGCGACAUCUGGGAAAAAGAGGUGGAUUUGCCAGAGGCAGACAAGAAAAUCUUCUACAAGUUCGUCGUCAACGACCAGUGGAUCAUCGAUCCCGAUGCGCCUCAAGAGGACGACGGCCGUGGGAACGUCAACAAUGUGCUCCUCCCCGAGCACAUCAAGCCUAAGCCGUCCAUGGUGCCCGAGGCUGUGACCAUGUCCAGCGCGGCCCCUGAGAGCACUACGGCAGCUAUGGCUGGUCAAGUGCCCUUGGAACCAAAGAAAGAGGCGACUGAAGUUACACCUGCCUCUGAAUCCCACCUCAACAAAGAGCCCACUGGAAGCAGCGUGCCGGGCACAUUCCCCGAGACUCCUGCAAAAGAACCGGACUCUUACGGUGUCAGUCCCUUGCCGCCCACCAGCGGCGCAGGCAAUCCUAUCGAUCUUCCCGCAGGCGAAAAAGUUCCCCCUCCCGGCGAAGUCACUGCAAACACCAUUGAAUCUGCUGUGACCACAUCAAAGGAAGACUACGAAAGCGCGGGCUCGGGUAUUCCAAUCAUUGGAGGAGCACUUUCUGCGCUGGGCCUUGCAGGCGCAGCAGCCAAAAAGGAGAAAUUAAUUCCCGAGUCUUCUCUGCCUAUGGGUCCGGAUGCCGGAAAGUCACUUGACGCUGGUCCCUUCAUCAACUCAGCUGGAGCAUCUUCGACCACGGCCGAAAUGGCUGGGAAAGUGCCUUUGGAGGAAAGAAAGCCGGCGACGGAGAUAGAACCUGGUGCGCAAGCAACCACAUCUACGGUACCCGAGGUGGUCAAGGAAUCCAUCGCAGAGGCACAUACUGAACCUGAAGCCACCACAUCUGCCGAAGCGGUCAAAGAAAAGGCGGAAGUUGAACAAGAGCUGCUGAAGAGGGUGCCAGGGACUGAUGAGGCUGGAGAGCCCGCACCAAUGAUUGCAGCCGCCACCGCGGAGACGGCACCGUCACCCACUCCAGGUCCAAACAACGGCAUCGUCCCUGGGGAAUCCUCUACAGCUGCAGCCGCUGUGGCUGACGGCACCGAUGGGACAGCCGAGCCUAUAGAAGCUGCAAAGCACCCGGUUGAAGCAGAGAAGACAGAAGGGGACACCACUGAAUAUGCCCCGCUUCACGCAGCAGGCGCAGCUCCUGGAGUGUCGGAAUCUGCAGCUGCUGCAGUCUCUGAUGGCGCCGAGGAUCUUGCCGAAGAGCCUGCGGUACAAAUGAUGAACAAGAAUGAAGCUGAAGCGGCCGCACCACCAGCGGCCGAAGCCACUACCACAACCGAAGCUCCCAAGGCGGAAGCACCUACAACAGCAGCACCGGAAUCCAAGGAGGAAGCAACACCAGCUGCGCCCACGAGUGCUACUGAAACGCCAACCAAGAAAGCAGAAACCACGCCAACAAGCACUCCUUCGUCUGCGGCCACCAAGGAGAAAAAGAAGAAGCAUCGAGUUAGCUCAUUCUUCAAGAAGAUCUUUGACUAG
This is a messenger RNA of Cladophialophora psammophila CBS 110553, 1578 nucleotides long. RefSeq lists its product as uncharacterized. The record is from RefSeq and is a predicted model, not a curated record. Gene Ontology annotation, biological process: signal transduction. The transcript is spliced from 3 exons. The coding region runs from base 1 to 1578 and encodes 525 amino acids. Gene Ontology annotation, cellular component: nucleus; cytoplasm; nucleotide-activated protein kinase complex. NCBI's taxonomy places the organism in Eukaryota, Fungi, Ascomycota, Eurotiomycetes, Chaetothyriales, Herpotrichiellaceae. Gene Ontology annotation, molecular function: protein kinase binding.